CCUCUCCCUUUUGCUUUUUUCAGACAGAGAAGUAAACGCCUAGCGAGCGAGCAGGGGAGAAGGAGGAGGCUGCAGAUGGAGAGGGCGGCGCCAGUCAGGAAGUCCCACACCUCCACGGCCGACCUGCUCUCCUGGCCGCAGCAGGCCGACGGCACCGCCACGCCGUCGCCUGCGCGCCGCUCCCACCAGCCGUCGGAGGCGUUCCGCAAGGUGGUGUUCGGGGGCCAGGUCACCGAGGAGGAGUCCGACAGCCUAAACAAGAGGAAGCCAUGCUCGGCGCCCAAGUGGAAGGAGAUGUCGGGGAGCGGCAUUUUCGCUGGGGAGGCCAACGGCGACGCCGAGGAGCCCGCCGCAGCAACGCCUGGCCGAGCUGCCUCGCGCAAUUACCAGGCAGUGAGUACUGUAAGCCACAUAUCAUUCGCUGAGGAUGGAAGUGUUCCUCCCAAAAAACCAACUUCGGUGGCUGAGGUGGCAAAGCAGCGUGAGCUCAGUGGUACACUGCAAAGUGAUGUAGAUGGUAAGAUGAAGAAGCUGACAUCUAAUGCCAAAACCAAGGAGCUCAGCGGCCAUGACAUCUUUGCUGAACCCCAAGACCCCAGACCUAAUAGGUCAAGGAACUCAGAAAACGGCAGCUCUGCUUCACACACACCUGUGAAAAACGCAAAUGUGAGCACCUUCUCAUUCGGAGAGGCCAACACUGACAGCAUGUCGAAAACUCCCAAGAAGAUGGCCAGCAAGAAAUCUGCUGAUCUCACGGGCAACAACAUAUUCAAAGGAGAUGAGGCGCCAAUGUCUGCAGACAAGCAUCUGAGCUCCGCAAAACUGAAAGAAAUGACUGGCAGCAACAUAUUUGCAGAUGGGAAGGCCCCAGUUCGAGAGUUCUUAGGUGGGCCGCGCAAGCCUCCGGGUGGUGAGAGCAGCAUUUCACUCGUUUAGCAUCCUGAAGGAUGAUGUCACUCUACAUGUUUUCCUCUAGCAAGCAGUCGCUCAGUUUGUUUCCAUGACUCGGCAUUGAGUCUGUUUUAAUCCUGUGAUGUGAACCAAUGGUAAUGAUUAGCUUAACAUUUGGUGUGACCAUGUAGUUUGGUUUUGCUGUGCUCUGUGGACAUACUCGAUUGAAUAACCUAAUGGUGUGGUGUCUAGUUCA
Molecule: messenger RNA, 1147 nt
Organism: Lolium rigidum
Lineage: Eukaryota; Viridiplantae; Streptophyta; Magnoliopsida; Poales; Poaceae
Exons: 5
Coding region: 76-936 (286 amino acids)
Source: RefSeq, a predicted model, not a curated record